GUUUGAUUUCCUGGCACACCUGCAAAAUUAAAUUUAGGGCAAUGUUCCCCACAAAACAUCUUGUUGUAGAGGUAAAUACACAUAUAAUCUGGGACGCUGGGUUUUAGAUUAGUAGAGAGAAGAAGAGAGAGGGGGGCUGACCGCAAGGGUUUAGAGAAUUCGAGGCAGCUCAACUCAGCUCAUUCAAAUGGCGCGUCCAACCGCAAAUAACAUCCGACACCUUUUACGCAUUGCACGAGCACCCUUCAAAGAUUCUCUUGCGGUCGAUACUGCCCUGGAUGCGAAUUUGUGUGCUCCCGCAUCUGGAAUCUCUACAUUUUCUGGGCACUUCAAACGUUCUGUUUUCCAGCAACACCUACCAGCUCGUGAAAGGGAGAAUGUCUUUAGCAACAAAGAAUUUAGAGCUAUAUCAUUUAAGAGGAGUUUUCAUGCUACAGGGAUGACUGGGAUGGCUGCCAGAGACUUCUAUGAGAUUCUUGGAAUAAGCAAGGAUGCAGGUCAAGGAGAAAUCAAGAAGGCUUAUUAUGCGCUUGCGAAGAAGCAUCAUCCUGAUGUAAAUAAAGGGGAUCCAGAUGCAGAGAAAAAAUUUCAGGAAAUUCAACAUGCUUAUGAGGUACUUAAAGAUGAUGAGAAACGAUCACUAUAUGAUAGGGUUGGUCCUGAAGGUUUUGCACAGGCAGAAGCAGGGGGUGGUCCAGGUGGACCGGGUGGUGCAGGCUUUGGGUUUGGGUUUGGUGGUUUUGGAUUUGAGGAUAUGUUUGGAGGAGGAAUGAAUGAGGUUUUGAAGAAUAUGUUCAAUCAAGGGUCACUUGGGGCAGAGGAUGUGAAGGUGACGCUUGAAUUAUCUUUUAUGGAAGCUGUUCAGGGCUGUACUAAGAACCUGUCAUUUCAGGCUUAUGCUGCUUGCUCAUCUUGCAAUGGAAGUGGUGUGCCAGCUGGGACAAAACCUCAGACAUGCAGAGAUUGUAAAGGAUCUGGGACGAUUAGAAGGCAACGGGGUGCAUUUCGGUUGGAAUCUACAUGCUCAACAUGCGGAGGAAGUGGUUCAAUUGUGAAGGAAUUUUGCAAGACGUGCCGCGGAGAUAGAGUUGUAAAAGGACAGAAGAAGAUUACCUUGGAUGUAAUGGCAGGUAUUGAUAAUGGAGAGACAUUAAGAGUUAUUGGACGUGGAGGAACAGAUCCCGAAAGUGGUCAGUCAGGAGAUCUUCUUGUAACCAUAAAGGUUCGUGAAGAUCCUGUAUUUCGUAGAGAAGGUGCAGACAUUCACGUGGAUGAAAACAUAAGCUUCACCCAGGCAAUUCUUGGAGGAACCAUUCAGGUGCCAACUUUAACUGGAGAGGUAGCUUUGAAGGUUCGGCCAGGAACACAGUAUGGUCAAAAGGUUAUGUUGAAAGGAAAAGGCAUUAAAUUAAGACGCUCAAGCCAGUUUGGAAAUCAAUAUGUACAUUUUCGAGUCACCAUUCCAUCGAGUAUAACAAAGAGGCAAAGAGAACUGAUUGAAGAAUUUGCAAAAGAAGAAAAUAGUGAUGAUGAAAAGAGAGCUGUUGAAGCAAGUGGUUAACCUGUUUUUUUGUUAGAAAGACCUAAGCUGCCAUUUUUUCUAAAGCUCAGCCAAUACUGAGCAAGGUAUAAUCAGGCGGGCCAUUCAAAGAAUGAUUUUUUCUGAUGUUUCUUAUUAUAUCCUAGUAUCACACCAUUGCUUAGUAUUCUACGGGAGUGGCUUUUUGCAUCGUUCACUUCCAUUUCUUUGAGAGUACAUUCUAUAUUACCAUCAUUUGCCACAUUGAGUUUUACAUUACAAGCAGAAGUCACGUGUUAAAUUUGACUGUCUUGAUAACAAGAUUGAGAUAUAUGACAAGGCACAUAUGCCAAAUGUUUAAAGAAAUUGUAUAUUAUUGAUUGUACCAAAAAACUGAUAAUGAGCAUUCAUUCAUGAUUA
Molecule: messenger RNA, 1939 nt
Organism: Cryptomeria japonica (Japanese cedar)
Lineage: Eukaryota; Viridiplantae; Streptophyta; Pinopsida; Cupressales; Cupressaceae
Product: chaperone protein dnaJ GFA2, mitochondrial
Exons: 18
Coding region: 188-1561 (457 amino acids)
Biological process (GO): protein refolding; response to heat
Cellular component (GO): cytoplasm
Molecular function (GO): heat shock protein binding; ATP binding
Source: RefSeq, a predicted model, not a curated record